Messenger RNA from Ipomoea triloba (trilobed morning glory), 1539 nucleotides. Its product is annotated as replication protein A 70 kDa DNA-binding subunit-like. The coding region runs from base 1 to 1539 and encodes 512 amino acids. The transcript has 9 exons. Lineage: Eukaryota; Viridiplantae; Streptophyta; Magnoliopsida; Solanales; Convolvulaceae. The record is from RefSeq and is a predicted model, not a curated record.
AUGGCUCCGAUGUAUGUAUUAGUUGAAGAGUUGGAUAAGGACCAUACUUCAGUUGCAAUCAGAUUGAGGGCCGUGCGCACCUACAAUGUUUGGUACAGUAGAGGAAGAGAUCAAAUCAAGAGCAGAGAGUGUGUCUUCCAUGAUGAAGCGGGUUCCUACAUUCACCUGCAUAUUCCAGGAAAGAGUGUUUCUCCGAAGAAUGAUUUUGUAGAGGGAAAUGUGUACUGCAUAAAAAAAAUUUUGGUAGUUGCUCAUUGGUAUUGCUAUAAGACAUGUGAAGGAGAGUACAUGAUGAAAGUUUUUUCUGAAACAUUGGUCAAACCUUAUAAAGGGUGUGAUUUUCCAAGGUAUAUGUAUAGACUAAAGCCAUUUGAAGUUCUGAACACACUGGAUGCAAAUAUUUUGGUUGAUGUCAUUGGCCGUGUAGUUGAAAUAUACUCUCCAUUGGAGAAGAUGAUUAAUGGGAGACCCUCUCGGUUGAUAGAUUUUGUGAUUGAAGAUUUGAAGGGUAAUCAAGUGAAAUGCACUGUCUGGGAUGACCAUGUAGAGAAAGUGAAGCCUUUUUUUAAAAGUGAUCUUUUGGAUCCAGUGGUUGUUCUAAUUCAGAUGGGUCGGAUUAAGCUGGUCGAAAAAUCUGGAGAAGUAAAAAUUUGCAGUUCUUAUGAUGCUACAAAAUUGCUAUUCAACCAAAACACUUUGGAGUUUGUUGAAUUCAGAAAUAGUCUAUCUAUGCAGCAGCAAACGCCUUUGAAGAGCAUUACAUCGAAUUCUACUUCCAGUUAUGGUACUACAAGUGGAGUGGAAAGCAGUACAAAAAUGCAGAUCACAACAUUAUCUGAGAUCUUUUCUAAAAGAGAUAUUGGUGAUUUUUUGGUACCAUGCAAGAUUAUAGGUAUUGAGUCUGAUCCCAAUGAUUGGUAUUACGACUCUUGCCCUAAACCAAAUUGUAAUAAGAAGUUGGAACUCAACUCUGGAAUGUAUGAUUGUGGCAAAUGUGGUGGUCGGUUUGUUAAAGGUACCCUAAGAUAUAAGCUUAAAAUUCGUGUGGUUGAUGUUAAUGGGACAGCUCCACUCCUUUUAUGGGACCGUGAUGUUCUUGAGUUGUUGUGUUUAAAGGCAGAUGAAUUGAAGGUAACGACAAAGGUUCCUAAAGACAUCAGGAAUUUAAAAGGGAGAGGUCUGUUUUUUAAGAUUUCUGUGAAAAGUGAAACAUUUGAUAACCUCGAUAAUGCAGUUCCAGUACUGCAAGUCAAACACUUUCCUGAAAUGUUUGAAACCUACUGUCCUGGGCUAAUCCAGCAUAACGAUGAUGAAUUUUCUUCCAAGCUACAACUAACACAGGAUGAUUCUGACACAAAUGAGGGUUUUUUUUCAGAUUAUCCUACAGAAAGUCCUAUUGCUGCUACUCCUGGAAAGCAGGAUGAAGCUGGGAAUGAAACCGAAGCAGUGAAGCGAAGUCUGCUGGAUGAAUUCUCAAGUAUACAACCAUCAAUGAAAAAGAAAGAGGUUGUAGUGAAAAUGGAGAAUGAGAAAGAAUAG